CCAUUACACUACCCGAACUUUAAUUUAUCGUUGAUGUCGGUUUGCGGUGCACAAAAUUCUGCAAAUCCCCAUUUCUUCAAACCCCAAAAAAAUCCUCAAACCCUAGAAUUGUAGAUGAAAAAUCCCAGAUUUUUUUAUGAAAGUUGAUUUCAAUGGCAUCAAUAGCAGACCAAGAGCAAGAAAACAAUGCUUCCGAAGUUAUGCUUUUGUCUAAAUUUGGGGGAAAACAGAGGAGUAAGAACAAAUGGAGGAAGCUUUCGAAGCAUUCAUCUACUACCUCAGAUUCCCUAAUCAACACCUUGGAUGAUGGUUGCCUUAUGCACAUUUUCAGCUUCCUCUCUCCUCUUCCUGAUCGUUAUAACACCGCCCUCGUUUGCCACAGAUGGCGAUUCUUGGCAUGCCACCCACACCUAUGGUUGCGAGUAGACCGAACUAUUAAGGAUUUAUCAGAACCUGGUGUGUACUCCAGUAUUGAUGCCGCUGUCUCUGCAGCAAAGCCUGGUGAUACAAUCCUGAUUGCUUCAGGAGGUGUCCAUAUUACCUCUAAUAUUCAGAUCAAGAAGCCUCUCUGCCUGAUAGGUGGAGGUGAACUUCCUGAAGAAACUACUCUUCUUUGUUCCAGGGGCUCUGACAGUGCACUGGAACUGCUUUCGACCUGCAAAGUGACAAACUUGACAGUGAAGGCAGAGCUCGGUUGCUGCUUGCUUCAUAGGAGUGGGAGGUUGAUUAUUGACAGUUGUGUCCUCCAAUGUGAAACAGAUCCUCUGGAUUAUCUUUCAUGCCCCAUAGUUAGCUCAGCCACGGGGCCGAAGAAGUUGCCAUCAUCAACGGCCCGGGGAGAUGGUGUCACUGUUUCUCGUACCCGGAUUGAAGGUGGGGCCAAAGCAGUUUUGACCAUUGGCACCCUUGUCCUGCAGCGUGUACGAGUAAUUUAUGGCCGUACGUCUGUGCUUUUCUGGUUUGAAGUCGAGCACCAAUGAUGGUUCGGUUAACUUCAUCCUCAGCCCUUGUAACAUUCAAGAAAAAACUGUACCUUUUCAAUUCAUUGUUUGUAAAAUUUUCGUUUCCUUGUAUUCUGUAUGUAUAUUACUCUAUAGUUUAUUUUCAUCAUUCAUAAGGCCA
Spinacia oleracea (spinach) is the source of this 1122-nucleotide messenger RNA. Its product is annotated as F-box protein SKIP5. Gene Ontology annotation, molecular function: protein binding. The record is from RefSeq and is a predicted model, not a curated record. The transcript is spliced from 5 exons. Bases 153 to 980 code for a protein of 275 amino acids. Lineage: Eukaryota; Viridiplantae; Streptophyta; Magnoliopsida; Caryophyllales; Amaranthaceae.